CCUCCAACCCAACGGUCGGCCCAAACAGCGGUAGGAGCGCAGCAUCGCUGUUCGCUUCUCCGCGGGCGCCGCGCCGGCAGCCGGGGGGGAGCCGCGCGGCGGAAGGGCUCUCAUCUAGACUAAGACCAGCCACGUGUGCACGGACGUCAGGGCAUCUACCGGCGGUGAGGUGCGGGCUCCGGCGAGGGCGGGCCAUGGGUGGUUAGUCCACGCAGGGUGCAUGACCGGGAGGUGUUUGACGAAAUGCCUCAACAAAGAUGGCAAAGGACAGAAGGUGUUCGAAGAAUGGAUUGCUUUGAAGGUUGGAUGGAGGUGGUGUCCUACUGUCCUGAUAGGGUCGCCUUACUGCAACGGUGCUACCACUAACCAACUGGUACACGUUCUCAAGGAAGCGCACAACUGGUACGUGGUUAUCUUUACUCAUGCACAGUUAAGACAAUAUUGUGUCGUUGACCUGCAUGUUUUGAAUCAUGCUGGAAACAUGUGGUUUAGUGAUACAAUCUUGUUGCAAUCUGUAGUUUUUCUGAUAUUGUUUAUAUGGUAACGUCUCCACAAAUAGCUUUGUGUUAUUUACACUAUUUAUGAGUUUGUAUGUGAUUAUAUUUAUCUCUCCAUGGUUACUUGCAAGUUGCAACAUCGCUAUCAUCCAGCAUAGCUACUAUAUUGCCAUCCGUUUCACCUAGCUGCCUCCCAACCAAAUGUUUCGCCUCAAAACAGGCCAAAUGUUCGAUCUUCUAAUAAUCCUUUAAAAAUAACUCGUUGUCCAUCCAGCAAAGUUUAUCUUAGUAUGAACAUCAGCGAUUAGAAGAAGGGCCGAAGGGAAAGACUCCAAAGUCCAAAACUCCAAACAUAUUUUCCACUAAGAUUAGGACUUGCCACUAAAUUAUAGACACUUUUUUGACUCUUGACCUUAAAAGUUAAAAGUUACUCACAUCCUUGACUUAAUUUGUUAUCCAUCUUGGUCUUGGGCUUUUGGUGUCAUGUUUUUCCUAUUUUGCUAGGAGUUGGGUAUCUGGGACAUCAAGAAUAUCCACAUUGUUAGUAAGGGGUCUAACUAGAUGGAGAAGAGAAGCAAGGAGAUGUUUUCACUGUUUUCCUUUGUGGUAAUAUUUCUCUGCUUGAUAACCAACGCCAUAUAUUCGGGUAGUAAAUUUGUGCAUGCAACAGAUACUCUCCUUCCAGGCAAAUCUCUAAGUGGUAACCAGGUCUUGAUCUCAAAAGGCGGUGCCUUCAGGUUGGGUUUCAACUGCCUAUCUCCUCCAUGUUAUUCAGAUUCUACCUUUGGUAUAUGGUACAUCAAAUCAUCAACUUGUAGGUCACUACUAGUUUGGGCACCUGUUGCAAAUUUCUGCAUCUUUAACCCAUGGUCCUCUUCGUUUAUCCUCUCAGAAGAUGGGAAGUUAAACCUAAUCAUUGAUGGUUCGCUUAGCUGGUCAUCAAAUGGUGUGGAGACCUCUGUUUCUGCAGUUGCAAUACUUCUUGACAAUGGAAAUCUCGUAAUAAGAGACCAAGUGAAUAGUACCAUGGUGUUCUGGCAAAGCUUCGAUAACCCAAUUGGUAUUCUGCUACCUGGAGGGUGGCUAGGAUUUAAUAGGAUGACAGGAAAGAACGUCUCCCUUUCUUCCAAAUAUUCGACCGAUGGAUAUGACGCAUAUGACACUGGAAAUUUUAUUUUGGAUAUAAAUGCGAACGAAGGUAGAGGGUUUACCAUCAAUGCUCCUGACUUCGAUUCUGGCAAUACAUACAAGAUAAAAUAUUCUGGGGCCUUUCCUAGAUGGAUGGGCGUUCGUGCAGAUGGAGGGGAUUGUGGAUCUGUGCUGUGGUCUGCUCCAGAAAAUUGGUGCGACUUUGAUUCAUACUGUGGUUCAAACAGCUUUUGUAUAAUACCCAGCAAAGAAUCAUUCUUUGAAUCCCCAUGUUAUGAUUUUUCUGAUUUGGGUUAUUUGAUGAAUGUCUCGUUAAACUGUAGAUAUAAUGCUCCCCAUAAACAAAAUGUUUCUUUUCAUCCGAUGGUUGGAGUUUACAAAUUUCCCCAAAAUGAAUGGUCAAUAGAAGUCAGAAGCAUAAGAGAGUGUGAAGCUGCUUGUUACAGUGACUGUUCAUGUACUUCUUUCGCUUUCAACAAGACAUGCUUAUUAUGGUACGGGGAGCUGCAGAACACAAUAGUGUUUGAUUCUAGAUCAGAGGGAUAUCUCAUGUACAUGCGCGUGGUCGAGCAAAAGCAAGAAAAAUCAGAAUAUAAGGUUGCAAUUAUUGUUGUAACAGUGAUAGGUGGGUUGGUCCUCAUACUUAUAAGCAUGAUUCUUUUGUGGAGAGGCAAAAGAAAGCUAUUCACAGAAAAACCAGUGAAUUCUGAUAGCAGACUUAUGAUCUUCUCAAAUUCACAGCUAAAGAAUGCAACAAAAGGUUUCUCUGAAAAACUUGGAGAAGGUGGUUUCGGAUGUGUUUUCAAGGGGACAUUGCCAGGUUUUUCUGUGGUGGCCGUCAAAAAGCUAAAAGACCUUAGACAAGGGGAGAAGCAGUUCCGAUCAGAAGUGCAGACUAUUGGUAUGAUUCAACAUAUCAAUCUUGUUCGUUUACUUGGUUUCUGUGCUGAAGGAAGCAAAAGGUUACUGGUAUAUGAGUACUUGGUUAAUGGUUCUUUGAAUUCUCAUCUGUUUUCAAACUAUUCUGCAAAAUUAACAUGGAACCUCAGGUACUGUAUAGCACAUGGAAUUGCAAAAGGCUUGGCUUAUCUGCACGAGGAAUGUAGGCAUUGCAUCAUACAUUGUGACAUGAAGCCAGACAAUGUACUUCUUGAUGCAGAAUUCUGUCCUAAGAUUGCAGACUUCGGUAUGGCAAAGCUUCUUGGUCGAGAUUUCAGCAGGGCACUGACAACAAUGCGAGGGACUAUAGGAUAUCUUGCACCAGAGUGGAUCUCAGGGUUGCCCAUUACACACAAGGCAGAUGUUUACAGCUAUGGAAUGAUGCUUCUUGAAAUCAUAUCAGGGCGAAGGAACUCGGAGAAGAUCAAGGAAGGGAGGCACACUUACUUUCCUAUCUAUGCUGCAUGUAAGGUGAAUGAAGGUGAUGUCAUGUGCCUGUUGGAUAGGAGGUUGGAUGGAAAUGCUGAUGCAGAGCAACUGGAGAAAGCUUGCAGGAUUGCAUGCUGGUGCAUUCAGGAUGCUGAGGAUCACAGGCCAAUGAUGGGGCAAGUCGUUCACAUGCUGGAGGGUGUUAUGGAUGUUGAGGUCCCUCCUAUUCCGAGGUCACUUCAGUACUUUGUGGGCAUGGAGGAUAAUAAUACUCAAUCUGCGGAAUGUAACUAAUAUCUGAAGUUUGGACAGGAUCUGAUUCUAAUAAGAUACAAAAUUGGAGUACUUGAAGUUCAUGCAAUUUUCUAUUUUUCUUUCUCUGCAAUAAAAUGCAAACUUUUCUUGUGUGUGAGUGUGUCCUUCAGGCCUUCAGUUUUCAGCUCAUGCUUCGCUGGGCGACUUCUCCGUUCAUUUGCUUGUAUAUGUAUGAACCUAUGGGUCUGGUCCCUUGUGGCAUUGCACAACAUACGCAACGCCUAUGGUUGUCAGAGAUGUGCCGUGCUCUCUGUAUACAUUGCUUGUUCA
This is a messenger RNA of Oryza sativa Japonica Group (Japanese rice), 3599 nucleotides long. NCBI's taxonomy places the organism in Eukaryota, Viridiplantae, Streptophyta, Magnoliopsida, Poales, Poaceae. The record is from RefSeq and is a predicted model, not a curated record.